AUGCUGACAUUUCAUAAUUAACACAGGAGUGUAUAACAUUCAGUGUAAUAAAAAGAUAGGACGUACAUAACAUUAAAAUAUUUAUCUUUUUUUUAAAUGGCGGAUAAUUUUGGAAUUCAUCGUGGUACACCAACUCCACAAGCUUCGAGCUCAUCACGGAUUCAAACAACUAAUCCAACCUCAUCAACAUCAUCGACAGUAACAAGAACUAGUGGCGGAACUUCAGCAAUUCAAGAUGAUCGCACACAAGGACAAAUUCUAAGCGAUUUUCUUCACCAGUUAGAAGAUUACACGCCAACAAUUCCAGAUGCAGUUACGGCUUAUUUCUGUCAAACAGCCGGUUUUGAAGCAUCUGAUCCACGUAUUGUUCGUUUAAUAUCAGUUGCAGCGCAAAAGUUUGUUUCAGAUGUUGCGAAUGACGCUCUUCAACAUUGUAAGACAAGAACAAGUAAUGCUGGUUCACAUGGUUCAAAAAAUCAAAAAACACAAAACAAUAAAGAUCGCAAGUACACACUAACAAUGGAAGACUUAGCUCCGGCUCUGAGUGAUUAUGGAAUCACUGUUCGUAAAGCACAUUACUUCGUCUAAAUAGUUUCAAAGUUACUCAUAUAAAAAAAUUGACUAUCUAGUCAGUCGUUUAUUUUGAGUUAUGUGAGAGUUAUGAAAAUAAUGAGACGAUUAAAGUUUUCAAAAUAGCUAGUACGAAAAGCAUCUCAAAUCGAAUAAAUUCGACUGACAUGAUUGGAAUCCAUUUAAAGAUUGAUUUACAACUACCAUGAUAAUUUAUUAAUUAAAAAAUGUGUAGAUGAAAAAAAAUGUACGUUUUAUUUAUGUUUUAUGGUUUCCAUAUUUUAUUCACCGCUAAGCGUAAAUUAAUAAAAUAUUUUUUUUUUUGCCUAUAAAAAUAGUGUUUGAUGAUUUUACCUGUAGAUUUGUUAAGCGUCACAUAAAAUUAAAAUAAAGUAAUAUUCGGACCUGGAAUU
Molecule: messenger RNA, 983 nt
Organism: Contarinia nasturtii (swede midge)
Lineage: Eukaryota; Metazoa; Arthropoda; Insecta; Diptera; Cecidomyiidae
Gene: Taf10
Product: transcription initiation factor TFIID subunit 10
Exons: 2
Coding region: 97-588 (163 amino acids)
Biological process (GO): transcription initiation at RNA polymerase II promoter
Cellular component (GO): transcription factor TFIID complex; SAGA complex; nucleus
Molecular function (GO): promoter-specific chromatin binding; RNA polymerase II general transcription initiation factor activity
Source: RefSeq, a predicted model, not a curated record